CUGGAAGUAGAUGAGAAUGACCUAAGUAAAUAUCUCCCUUGCACAGAGACAUUUGCAUUGCACUUAACAAAGACCAGUUUUUUUUGGUUGUCCGCCGAUCCACAUCAAUGGCUCUUGUGAGAACAACUCAAGGAGCUUCCUCUGAUUCCAACACUCGUCGGGGUUAUCAUUACGACGUGUUCUUGAGCUUUAGAGGUGAAGACACUCGCAAGACGUUUACCGACCACCUCUACACAGCUUUGAUAAGCGCAGGAUAUCGCACAUUUCGAGACGACGAUGAACUCAAGACGGGAGAAGAUAUCAAAUCAGGACUGAAGCAAGCAAUCCAAAUGUCCCGAACUUCUGUCAUUGUGUUUUCGAAAGAUUACGCGUCAUCCAGAUGGUGCCUUAACGAGCUUGUCGAGAUCGUUGACCACAAGAGGGCCAGCUCGGACCAUGUGGUUAUACCGGUCUUCUACGAUGUUGAUCCGUCCCAUGUGAGGAAGCAGACGGGAAGCAUUGCCGAGGCAUUUGCUGGACACCGGAAAACUGAACCCCCCGACAUGAUGGAGAGAUGGAGGAAGGCACUUGCAGAGGUUGCAGAUCUAGCUGGGAAGGUUUUACAAAAUCAAGCUUAUGGGUACGAGUCAAAGUUUAUCAAAGAUAUUGUUAAAGUGAUUCGUGAUAAGCUAAGUCGCACACACUUGAGCGUUGAAUCAAAACUGGUUGGAAUCCAUUCUCGAGUCGACCACAUCAAUUUAUGGUUACAAGAUCCCUCACAUGAUGAUGGUAUACUUGUUGUUUAUGGGCUGCCUGGAAUAGGGAAGACAACCAUUGCAAAAUGUGUUUACAAUUCAAACUACGAAAGUUUUGAAGGAAGCAGCUAUGUUGAAAGUAUCAGAGAAACUGCAAGUCAUCCAGACGGCUUAGUUCAAAUACAGAAGCAAAUUCUUUAUGAUAUUUUAAAUGGGAAAAAAGAGAAAAUACACAAUGUUAGUGAGGGAAUAAUUAAGAUUGGAAGAGCCAUAAGCUUUAGAAGAGUUCUUCUUGUUCUUGAUGAUGUGGACCAUAUGGACCAAUUAGAUGCAGUACUGAGAAUGAAAGAUCAGUUUUAUCCUGGAAGCAAAAUAAUCAUAACAACUAGGCGUAAAAGGUUGCUAAAGGCACAUGAAGGUAUUACGGUGCAUGAAGUUGGACCUUUGGGUUUCGAUGAAUCAUUGGAGCUCUUAAGCCAUGCUUUUGGCCAGGAUCAUCCCCUUGAAGGUUAUGAGAAAUAUUCUGAAGAAGUCGUACAACACAGCGGAAGACUUCCAUUAGCUCUCAAAGUUUUGGGUUCUUCUCUUUUCGGGGAACCUAAGCAUGUAUGGAAAAGUACAUUGGAGAAGUUAGAAGUUAUUCCAAAUGGUGAAAUCAUGGGUAAAUUGAGAAUAAGCUACGACUCUAUACAGGAUGACCAUGACCAGAAAUUAUUCCUUCAUAUUGCUUGUUUCUUUAUUGGAAAGGAUGAAGAUUACAUUGUCAGAAUACUAGAUGGAUGUGAUUUCAAGACAAUCUGUGGCAUUCAAAAUCUCAGAGAUAGGUGCUUGGUGACAAUUGAUAGGGACAAGUUGUCUAUGCAUGACGUGAUUCGUGACAUGGGACGAGAAAUUGUUCGCCGAGAAUCAUAUGAGCCUGGGAAUCGUAGUAGAUUGUGGCGCUCUAAGGAUUCUUUCGAAGUAUUGAGAGAAAAGAAUGGUACGCAAGCAAUUGAAGGUCUUAUGCUGGGCAUGCAUGAACUGCUUACAAACAGUCCCAUAAACUCAAAUGAGAAUGUCUUGGGAACCAAUUCAUUUGCAAGGAUGCACAAACUGAAACUUCUCUGUCUUAGACAUGUACGACUGGACGGAUGUUAUGCAGAACUUCCGACAGGGUUAAGAUGGUUGUGCUGGCUCGAAUUUCCUUUGGAUUCAAUUCCUGUUGAUUUUUCUUUGGAGAAAUUGGUAGUUCUUGAAAUGCAAUAUAGCAACUUGAGACAACUCUGCAAAAGAGCAAACUUUCUUCCAUCGUUGAAGAUCCUUGACGUCAGCCAUUCUCAUGGCUUGAGUGAAACCAUGGACUUCUCACCUUGCCCCAAUCUAGAGGAAUUGAUUCUUGUGGAUUGCACCAGCUUGAUUUAUGUUCAUGAAUCCAUUGGAAACCUGGAGAGACUCGUGUACUUGAAUAUGAAGGAUUGCAAGAAUCUUAGGAUGCUUCCGAAGAACAUGUGCAUGCUUAAAUCACUUGAAACACUCAUUUUAUCUGGUUGCUCAAAUCUUGAUGACUUUCCAGUGGAGAUGAUGAAGAAGAUGGAGUCUCUAAAAGUUCUUGAGACAGAUGGAAUUCCAAUAAGUGAAUUGUGGCCAGAAAGAAGUUCAACUAUCUUGAGUUCUUUUCCAUGCUCUUUAGUAGAGUUAAGUCUGAACGGGUGCAAUCUUUCUGAUGAUGUUUUUCCUACGGAUUUAAGUAAUCUAUCCUACUUGCGAAGACUACAUUUAGAUGAGAAUCCAAUUUGCAGUCUGCCAGUUUUCAUCAAAGGUUUGAGAAGGCUCGAUCAUCUAUCUUUCCGGGAUUGUAAUAGGCUCGAAUCGCUUGUGGGGUUGCCGAAAGUACACCAAAGGACAAAUAUAGACGGAUGCAUAUCAUUAAGAAAAAUAAAAUAUCUUCCCCAUGUGCAAGAGUAUGGAAAGUACAUUGUGGGUGGCAACUACAAUCUAGUUGAGUGGGAGCAUGAUUGCAAGUUAGAGCCUAUUGAUAGAGUUGAUGCGGAAAUGAUCAAACUUUUGGGCUUGUGCAACUUGGAAUCCAUGCCAGCUGUUCGAAUGCAUCAUCCAUACGCAAGCAAGGAUCCAAAAGAGGUCCCAGUCCAGGGAUUGUAUCAAUAUGGUAUAUUCAGCACAUUUUUUGCUGGGAAUGAGGUUCCAGGCCGGUUCAGCUAUAAAAGUACCAAGUCCUCGAUAUCUUUUAUAGUCCCUUUACUACUUGCCAGUCACAUAAUUCGAGGCUUGAACAUCUUUGCUACCUAUGCAAAGGAGGGGAAUUCUAAUCAAGAUUAUUUUCUUGACCCUGUAAUAAUAACUAAAGUGAGUAACAAGAGCAAGGGUCUGAAGUGGAUCUAUAGCCCAUCGUUCUAUGGAAUUCCAAGUGAUGGAGAAGAUAUGAUAUGGUUGAGCCAUUGGAAGAUGGAGAACGAAACAAUAUUACAAUGUGGAGAUCAAGUGGUGGUUUCUGUAGCGGCCAAUCUAGAUAAGUUGUUUCGGAUAAAGGAGUUUGGUGUCGAGCUUGUGCAAGAACACCAGAAUAAUAUGAUGAUAAGUACCCAACACAACACCAAAUCAGAUCCUAAUUACCCAUUUGUCAUCGGUGGAGAUUUGUCCAUGCGCGAGCAUAUACCAGGAAUAUACUUCCUUGGUUACACUAAAGAAGAUGUUGAAAACACUAAUAUCUUUCCGCGGAGACUUUUAAAUCGCCUCAUCAUGGACACUGAUGAAGAAGACACAGACAAAGAAGAAGGGCAAGAGGAUGAACUUGAUUACACAAUUGGAAGGACGAGGGAUGCCAGUAACAAUUGCGGCCUUGGAGGCUGGAAAGUGCUCCUCACAGCUGCUGGCUUAUUUUUCACGCUUGCCCUAGUAGUUCGGUCCUCCAUCUCCCAGAAAAAGAAGCGACAAUAGUCCACAAGCCAUCCAUGAGUUUGUAAUUUUACUUGAUACAGACAUCUUUGGAUUCCCUCCUUGUUUUCAAGAUGUUUUCUGCCUUCAAAACUUCGGGUUCAGAGCUAAGUGCUUAACCGCUUGAGAUAUAAAAGCCCCUAGCAAUUAGAUAUCGAAGUUCAAAUAUGUUCAACAUCAUCAAAUAAUGCAUAGCUCAAAUGUGUUCAGCAUCAUUAAGAACUUCAAAA
Malus domestica (apple) is the source of this 3895-nucleotide messenger RNA. The record is from RefSeq and is a predicted model, not a curated record. NCBI's taxonomy places the organism in Eukaryota, Viridiplantae, Streptophyta, Magnoliopsida, Rosales, Rosaceae.